Camelina sativa (false flax) is the source of this 3081-nucleotide messenger RNA. RefSeq names its product KIN14B-interacting protein At4g14310. NCBI's taxonomy places the organism in Eukaryota, Viridiplantae, Streptophyta, Magnoliopsida, Brassicales, Brassicaceae. The record is from RefSeq and is a predicted model, not a curated record.
UUUUUUUUUCUUCAGAAUCAAAAGAAUUUUUUUUUCUUCUCUUUCUCCAAAACAUUUGAUUUCAAAAACCUUUACCCUAAGAUUUUUUGCCGAUGUCAGCUUCAUUAAAUCGCCGCCGGCUAAAAGAUGUAAACACCGGCGCCGGAGAUAAUCCAUCUGCCGGUAUAAAACCAUCGAGGUCUGUAACUCCACUUCCGAUCUCUAUCAAAAAUCCUAGUCCCGCUCUUGAGAAAUCACUGUCCAGCAAAAAAAAUCCGAAUCCGAAGCUUAGUCAUCACCGGUCAUUUGGAUCGAAUCAGAAGCCAGUGCUUAGUCCUGUUCCGCGGAUCGAUAAGUCCGCCGUGAGAGGUGAGGGUCGGGUUACGCGAUCCACGUCUUCUGGUUUGCGAGGUAGGAGCUCUAGCCCAUCUGAUUUGAUUAGGGUUUUCUCUGAUUUGAGAAAGAGAAAUGAAUCUAGGGUUAUUGGGGGAAAGGGUGAAUCGGAUCAGGAGGAUAAGAAAUCUGGGUUCAAACAGGGUGAGAGUGAGGAUAAGGUUGGUUUUGUAAUCUGUGAUUCAACUAGGGUUUGUGAAGAGACUAGUGUUCCAGUGAAAUCAAGCAAAAUUGAGGAUUCUAGCUUGGCCAGAAACUCGAUUUCUGAUGCUAAGGCACAUGCUUUGCUUGGUUCUGGAGACAAAUCUGCUGUUAAAGUUGAAAAGAUUGUGAAAGGUGGUACUACUAGUGUAGGUUUAAGAAGGAAGUCUUUGGAUAAUGUUGGCAAGGCAAUGGAGAUGUCAAAGGAGAUCAGAGGGCAUGAAGGAAGUAGCACCAAUAGCUCUAGUAAAUACCCGAGUAAGCUGCAUGAGAAGCUUGCUUUUCUUGAAGGAAAGGUUAAGAAAAUUGCAUCAAAUAUCAAGAAGACUAAGGAUAUGCUGGAUUUGAACAACCCGAAUUCUUCUAAGGUUAUAAUCUCUGAUAUACAUCAUAAGAUCACAGGGAUUGAAAAGUCUAUGAGCCGUGUUAUUGAUGGUCCAGAGAAGAACAAAGCUACUCAGCUGACGAAACCGAAAGCCUCCUCGGUUAAAGGAUUAAAUAAGGAUGAGCUGGAAGACAGACUCUUUCCUCACCAGAGGUUGCUUAGGAACAGAACUCAUUCCAAAUCAUCUUCACAUGUUUCAACAGGCCAUGAUUCUGCUGAGUCCAACCAGGCAGUAAAUGUUGAAGAAAAGCCCUCAGCUCCUGUUGAGGAGAAUGCGAUAGCUCUAGAGUUCUUGGCCUCACUUGACAAGGAAAAUGUCACAUCUAUGAGUGACCAAAAUGCACUAGAAAAUCUGGAAGUGCAGGAAAUGGAUAGAGAGGAACCGUCAAAGGAAAAUGAUGCUUCAAAAGGCGGCAAUCUGACUUCCAACUUAACUGAAAUUCUCAGAGCAAAGGAAGCCCUUGAGGAAAUUGAUGAUGAAAAAAAUAGGGAGGAAAUGGAGCUGGAAGAGGUAGAUGAUGGAUGCAUGCAUCAACUCAAUGACAUUGGGUCUAAAAUUUCUACAGGAGGAUGGUUUGUAUCAGAGGGCGAGGCAGUUAUACUUGCUCAUGGUGAUGGCUCAUGUUCUUAUUAUGACGUCGCUAACUCUGAGGUGAAAGCUGUGUACGGUCCUCCAGAUGGUAUCUCACCAAACACUUGGAGAGAUUGCUGGGUAGUUCGUGCACCGGGUGCAGAUGGCUGCUCAGGCAGAUAUGUCAUAGCUGCUUCUGCUGGGAAUACCUUAGAGUCUGGCUUUUGUUCAUGGGAUUUCUACACGAAAGACAUUAAAGCAUUUCACAUCGAGGAUGGAUCUUCAAAAUUUUUAAGAACAGCUCUUGCUCCCCUACCCAAUAACAGAUCACAUGGUAGGAACACUCCGGCUUGUGCAGUUGUACCAGAAACUCAACAAUGGUGGUACAGACCAUGUGGUCCUCUUAUAGCCUCAACUGCUAGUUUCCAAAGCGUAGUUAAGGCUUUUGACAUACGAGAUGGGGUGCAAAUCAUGAGAUGGGGGCUGCAGAAUCCUGUGUCAGAUUUAGAUUAUUCGAGUCCUUUACAAUGGAGGAAUCGAGGAAAACUUGUUAUAGCAGAAACUGCAGCAAUUUCUGUUUGGGAUGUCAAUUCCCUUCACCCUGAAGCACAGCACACCAUUUCCUAUUCAGGGCAAAAAAUCUCAGCUUUUCAUAUCAACAACACAGAUGCUGAAGUUGGAGGUGGUGUUCGUCAAAGAGUAAGUUCCUUGGAUGCUGAAGGCAACGAUGGAGUUUUCUGCACUAGUGAUUCAAUUAACAUCUUGGAUUUUCGCAACCCAUCUGGCAUUGGUGCUAAAAUCCCCAAAGUUGGUGUUGAUGCUCAAUGUAUAUCAUCUCGAGGAGAUUCAGUAUUUCUAGGAUGUACCAAUCAGAAAUCAACUGUUAAGAAACACAUGGCUUCUUCAUCUCAAGUUCAGCAAUUCUCCAUAAGGAAACAGCGUCUCGUGAGCACAUACAGUCUGCCAGACUCUAACUCUCACCCGCAACACUCUGCAAUAACUCAAGUAUGGGGAAAUUCAAAUUUUGUCAUGGCUACUUCUGGUAUGGGACUUUUCGUUUUUGAUACUGCAAAAGAGGAGACAUUGCAACAGCCUUUAACAAGUGACUAUGGAAGCCUUCAAACUGUAAGAGAGAAUAUCGGACCAAACGAUAUGUAUUGCCCUUCAUUCGAUUACUCAGGUUGUCGUGUGCUCCUCAUCUCGAGAGACCGCCCGGCUUUAUGGAGAUACCUCUUAUAGGUAAUUUUUCAGAUGAGUAAAUCAAAGCUAAGAUGGUGUUCCCACGAUCAGUUGAUUCUUCAGAACUGAGCCUAUUUAGGCAAGUGUUAGCACAGCUGGUGCUGCUUUUCUUGUGUUGUGUUUUUACUUUUGCUCUCUGUUACUAACUAUGAUGGUUUUCUGAAUUUUCCUUUCAUGGGUUUUGGUUUAUUUGACUUCAGUCUGUACAUACAUCUGGUGUUUUUAUCAAUUUCAGAGGUUUCUUCCCUAAUUUGUCUAUAUAAAAAAUAGCUAAAUCAUCGCUAUUUACGAUAUCAGUUUUUCAACUUGUGAA